Messenger RNA from Chlorocebus sabaeus (green monkey), 10458 nucleotides. The record is from RefSeq and is a predicted model, not a curated record. Lineage: Eukaryota; Metazoa; Chordata; Mammalia; Primates; Cercopithecidae.
AUGGGACCCGGGAGGCCUUGUUUCUCUCGGGCCCUGGCCGCCAACGGGCCGUCGCAGGCGUCUGGGGACAGCCAGCUCCAUGCGGCUCUGAGCCAGGGCAUGCUAGGGCAGGGGGACCGGAGCAAAGCUGCGGCCUUGAACUUCUCCCCACAGCUCCUGUGCCCUGAGUCGGGGAAGCAGGAAGUUGUUUCCACUGGGAAGGAAGAGAGCGCGCUCGGAGCUGGGCAGCGGCUCCGGGCACCGCGUCCCCGCCCAUCCCACGCCUCCCGGGGCACCGUGAACAACCCCCCAACCCAACUCCUCCAGGCACCUUGCGCGCCCCUCUUACAUCUCCCGGCACUGUGCGCUGACCCCUGCCUCCGCAGGCCGGCUCCCGUGUGCCGGGUCCCGACUCCCACCCCUCUGGGCACCCCUCGCUCCGAGGAGCCCGCAGUGUCCUGGAAGCCACCGCGGGGUCGCCCAUGCGCGAACUCCGCCCUGGGGGAAGCCCGCUGCCACUGUCGGCCCCGAGCGCUGUCCCGGGGCUGCGUCGAGAGGUCCGCAGCGCACACUGUUCCCCGCGGGGACGAGCCCGGAGAGCCUGGCCGCUGUCCGCGACGCGCUCGGGGCUGCGGGCACCAGGCUGCGGGGAUUGCAGGGACCGUCGGUCAGCCACGGGUCCCCGAGCCGGGCCCGAGCGUGCGCGCGCGUCCCGCUGCCCGCAAUCAUGGCAGCCGGCGCCUUGGAGCGCAGCCGCCGAGCGCGCCCCAGCAGCCGCCUCGGUGCCAGGGCGGCAGGGGCGGGCCGGGCCGGGCGCUCGCGCCCGCCCGCCUUGGCCGCGCGGGCCCCGGGGCGCGAAACGGAAAGCCGCUGGGUCCCCGCGGCGCGGUGCCCCUGCCCGGGGCGGGCGGCGGGAGGGGCUGCGGGGCGGGGACGCGCUGGCGAGGAGCGCCCGGGGCGGCGUGCCCGCGGGGACGCGCACGCGGGGCUGCGGGGCGAGGCGCGGGGCCCGGGCGGCGAAUCCGCUGCUCGCGCCGCCUGCCCCGCCCGCGCGCGCCGUCCCGGGGUAGGGGGCGGUGGAGGGGGGAACCCAGGAGGGGCGGCGCCCGGUCCUCACCCGCAGCGGGCACGGCGGGGGCCGCGGGCGGCCUCGUUGGUAUUCCGGGCGCGGUUGCAGCCCCGAUCUCCCCUCAGAACAGGGGUGCCCGGGCGCGCGGGCACGGCCGCCGCUCUCGGGCGGUCUCCACGGGCUGCGGGGCCCGCAGGCGCCUUGCUUUCCCCGUCCCCUCCUCCCUGGGUCCCCAGUACUCCCUCCCCCGCUCCGAUCCGGCGGCGAAGGGGUGGGCAGGGAAACGCGCUCUCUGGGACAGGUGCCAACUCCGAGACAAAAGACAUAAAAUAGGCGGCAACGGGGGAAGCGCGGCCGGCGCGCUCGGGCGGGGACGGCGCCGCCGCGGGGGCCGCAUCCUCGGUGCCGACCCGGGAAAGUUUGGGAAGUCGCCGCGGCGGCUUCGCAGCGGCGGGGGAUGCGCGGCCCGGGUCGCCCUCCGCGCCGCGCUAGCCCUCUCCGCGCCGCUGCUGAAUAAUUCAUGGCGCGGCCGCCGGCCAUUAGCAUGCACCGGGCGCGCGGCGCGUCUGUGCCAAGCCGCCGCCGCAUUCGGCGCCCCGGCAGCGCGAGACGAGCGGCCGCGCGGCGGCCGGGCCCACGCUGUCCCCGCGCUCGCCUGCCCGGUGGCGCCCAUUGUGCCCCGACCCGCCCCGCGGGGCUGUCCCCAAGCCUGCCUGCAUCCCGCCGCCCGCCCGACGGCCCGGCUCUGCAAGUCCUGGCCCGCGACGCCCGCCCCGGAAUGCACGUGAACUUGGAGAAAGUCGCUGGGCGCGCCGGCCGGGCUCUCCGCGGCAGGGCGUGGGCGUCCCCGGGACGGCGCGCUUUCGUUUUCGUCUGGGACAAAGGUCCCUUGCGGCGCGCGGACGCCGUGACCGGGUCCUGCGGGCCACUCUCUGGCGCAGUCGGGUCGCUAAGCGCAGGGAAGCCGGAGCCCGAAGGCAAGGACCGACGCGGCGCGGGGCCGGGGAAGUGGGGCCUGGGCCGUGCGCUUCGCCAGCGGCGGUCCAGAGCAGUCCCACCCUGCGGAGUUGCGGGAACUGGCCCCUCUCUGUCGUCCGCCGCUUCAACGCGUGAAGAGGGUGAGCAUUUGGAACCCAGGACUCAGACCGCUAGCUGAGGGCCUGUGCCGCUCUGGGCACGCGAGCGCGGCGCCGGCGGCGGCCAGGCGCGGUCCUCCCGCAAGGGCAGGGCUGUCGACCUGUGCGCCCCAGGUCACGAUCGGGUUCACUGCGACUCCCGAGGACGAACGUGGCCCCAUCCCGGAGCACCACCCAAGACAUCAGGAGCACAUCGCGGGCUUGGGAAGACCCUUGGGGACCUCACGGCCCAGGUCUUCCACCCUUGGCCACCUACCCAGUGAUGCCUGAAGCUCAAGGGACUGUGUCCACCCUCAGGCCCUGCCUGUGGCUCCCGAUCAGCGGUCCCCGUCAGAGGCCUGGGCUGAGUCCUCAGGUGUGUGAGUAACAUUGUCCCCUGACCCAGUAGCCCUGUGAGCACCCCGCUGCCGGCCACAGCUCGGCUGCCCUGGGCCUUGGCCUCCCUGUCUGUGCAGUGGGAUUGGUGGCGAUCACAGGCUUCUGCCCUGCACAGGCCAGGAGGGAGUGCCACAUGGCUGCACCCCCAGCCCAGGAGCAGCCUCGCUGCUGGACCUCUGGCUGGACCUUUGGGUUCUCACUAAGACCUGGUGAAGAGACAUGGAGACCACUGCUGGGCAGGGGCAGGAAGGCAUCCCUGGGGCCAUCUGUCUGUCGGAUCUGAGGGUGCUGCCUGCCAGGCUCUACUCUGGAUCCAGCGAGUGUUUGCUGGGGGCAGUGGGGCCUGUGCCUCUUGUCCAGAGGAGGCCGGAGAAGGGGACACAAGAAGGGAGUGGACAGACGGUCACCAGACAGAUGAGCAGGACAGGGCUCAGAGCUUGUUUGGGAAGUGGCUGGUGCUGAGCUUGGCUGGGGCAGGGCUCCAGGAGGGGCCGAGUGGGCCCCACCCCCCACCCUUGUCAGCAGGGCCCCAAAAAUUCCAGGCUGUGGGGUGGGUGCUGUGAAGGUGGAGGGGGGAGCAGCCUCCCAUCCCUGGAGCAGGUCCCUUGGCGUCCCCACUGUGGGGUGGGUGCUGUGAAGGUGGAGGGGGCAGCAGCCUCCCAUCCCUGGAGCAGGUUCCCUAGCGUCCCCAUGGCAGCUGCUUCAUGGCACAGUGGUCCCUGGAGUUCAGGCCAGGCCCUCGAACCGCCUGUCUGGGGACCACUCCAACCUCGGCUAAAUGAGGAGCAGCCCUCCCUGGGUCUGGGGGCAAAGGAAGGUUUUGAAUCCGGGAGCCCAGGCUCAGUAGGCCCUUGCCACCUCCCCCAGAGGUCGUGCCUGAGGCUAGGCCACCUGGGCUGCAAGAUGGGAGGGCAUCGGUGCCCCAGGCAGGCCCCAGUCCCCCAGGGCCACUGCAAGACCCUUAGACGGGACGACAAGGUCUCUAGAAGCCCCGGCCGCUGGGAGCCUGGGCGGAAGAAGGUUCCAGAAAAGGCCCACCUGCCUAUCUCUGGGCCCACGCACGGGGCGGGCACUGUGCUGCUUUUCCAGUGGCUCCUCCUCCUCCCGGCCCCAUAGCCGCUCCCGCCCGCGGCGGCCUUUGUCUUCCAAGCGCUCUGCAAAAUGGCCGCCCGGCCUGCCGCCAUUUUGUAGCUGAGGUGGCCGUGGCCUUGGAGAGGCCUGGGAGGGAGGGCGGCCAUGGCCCGCCUGCCUGCCCUUGGCGGCCUGGACAGAGCCCAGCACCGGCCCCCGCCCAGUCUGGCCUUGGCCGUGUCUGCCCCAGGCUUGGCACCAGCCAGCCCUUGGCAAGGCAGGCUGGGAGUCCUGGCCCCUCACCCAACCCUGCCGGCCCCUUGCCACCCUGAGGCGGUCCUGCCGAGCAGACAGAGAAGCCUCGAGCCAGAGCCGGGCCGGUGCAGCCUCGCUGGCAGGGGAGCCCUGAGCCGAGGGCAGUGCAGGCAGUUGUGAGGCCCCAUGGGCUCCCCGCACCUCUUCAGGGGCGAUGCCUUCAGGCCUUGACCGCUUCACCUAUUGCGCUUCUGGCCUGGCCCGGCCGGGAGUGGGUGUCUCAGUGGCCAGCCCAGCUUCUGACUUAGAGAUGGGCACCGCCAACCUCAGGAAGAGGGCAGGGCCGCACUCUGGCCAGGAUUCUCCUGUGGUGGGGCCAGCCAAGGUCUAUGACACACAGGAGUGGAGGACCUGUUCCCUCCUGGCUACCUGCACAGCCCCCACUUUCCUGCAGGCCCCAUCCCCAGAACCUCAGCCAUUCCAGACAGCAUCUCCCUCCUCACUGGAGCCCCUCGGCCUCUCCCGAGCCUCUGAGCUUGCUUCCUGCCCCAUCACAGACCCAUGCACCUGCCCUUCCAGCACCCAGAGGAUCCCAAGUGGCACAUUCCCGAAGGGACGGUCUCCAGGAAACCCCUGGGGGCCGGGGGGCUGCAGAUCAGCAUCAGGGAGACACUGGGUGUGGGCUGUGGAGGACAAUUGUGCCCCUGGCCUGGCCAGGCCGGGAGGGGGCAGGCGGGCCCUGUGGGAGCCCUGUGAGGUUGGCCACACAUGGGUUCCUGCAAUCUCUGCAACAAGGUCCCCUGGAGGGCAGUGCGCCUCCUAGAAGAAGUUGGGAGAAAUCUCCAGGCGAAGCAGGGAAUGGUGUUUGAUAAGUAUGUGCAUUUUCUAGGGGUCAACACAGGUCCUACGGGUGGUGUGGGGUGGUGCCAGGUGGACCCCAUGGUGGCCUGUGUUCUCUACAUGGCGUGGGUCGGUUCCUUGCUGGAGGAGACCCUUCCCCAGACACCUGCCAGGCACCCAGCCAAGCCCUUGAGGCCUGGAAAGGUCUCUGGACACCACCCUACACCCCGCCCAGACUCCUCUCCCUGUGGUUCCUGGACAGAACAUUCCGUCACCACAAAGCGAAGUUUGCCCAGGCCCUGCCCUCGCCUUGGGGAAACCCAGCCGGGCAUGGGAAGGAAGAAUUCUGCCCGCCUGCCCGCUCAGACCAGAGUUGCCCCACAUGCCAGGCCAGGCCUGCAGCUUCCUGGGGCACACAGAGCCCCAGGCUUCCCUGCAGGAAAAGCCCCCCCGCCGCAGAAGGGCUGGUCCCUGGUGGGGAGUUGCUGCUGGGUGGGGUGACCGCAGGGUGGGGUUCAGGCUGGGGUAUUUUUAAUGAUGUGGUUGCAUCUGGUCACCGCCCCCCGCCACCCCCGAUUCUUUCCUACUCUCCCCACCUUGUGACCCAGACUGUGACUUGAAUUAAGAAUGUUUUCAGAUAAGUACACGCCUUUGAGGUUAAAAGUAUGCCUAAUGAUUAAACACCAGACAGAGGUCCCCACAGGAGAAGAGCAGGCUCCGCAUUCCUGCUUUUCCCCUUUGGACUCCAAGUGAGCCUGUUUGCGUAACCCUGGAGCAUUAACGGGCAGCUCCGCCAGAUUCUCCCCACAUCCCGGGGGCUGGCGUCCUGACCCAUCCUACAGAGGAGGCAGCUGAGGCCCAGAGGGGUUCACCUGCCCCAUCCCAGGCCCAUCACUGAGGGAGACAGAGCAGGUCAGAACCAGGCCUGGCAGCCCCCAGGCCUGUGCCCCAUGGAUGCAGGUGCGUCGGCAGCCCCCAGGCCUGUGCCCCAUGGAUGCAGGUGCGUCUGGAGAGCACGGUCCUCCCCUGCCAGUGCCAGCCCUCAGGUGUCUCGGGUGCUGCAUUACUCUUGUGAGCUUCCACGCUCACACCUGUGGCCACAACGCUGGAGCCUGCUGGACCUCUGACCCUGUUCUAGGUGCAGGACAUGUGGCCACAGCAGGCCUGGCCCCUGCCCCAGGGAGUGGACAUUCCCUGAGCCUGCCCCCUACCCCCACUGAGAGCUUAGUGGCUGUGAGAGAACAGGAAAGCAGGAAGCUAGACAGGGCACAGACCCCUGACAGUGGAGACCCUGACCCGGAGCAUGUGGGUGUCAGUUUUGGGGAAGCCAGACAGGGAGGGUGCUAGCAGGAGGGCCCGUGAGGGGACCUUGGCACCCCAGACAGCCCUGGAAGGAAGGCAGGCCUGGGGUCCGGGCCAUGCUCCAUCCUGGGGACACUCCUUUCCCACCUGCGUGAGGUGUGCAGGGCCAGGGGAGGAGCGUGGAUCUGAGGAGUGCAGUUCCAGUCGUGGCUUUGCCACGGCCACCUCGUGGCAUGCUGUUGGGGACCAUGAGACUGUGGGCGGCCUAGUUGUAUUGCAGCCUGAGGCCAGAGGAGAGGUUAGUAACCCUUACCCGUCCCAUCUUGAUUUAAGUUGGUAUUUUUAGAUCAUGGACCCUUCUGCAUUGAUUUUUUUAAAUUUUGCAAUAAGAUAUUUCUGCUGAUGGCUGGGUUUUUGGUCCUUUUAACUUGCCUCCCACACCUCGCCCUGGUCCCCACCCUGCCUCGGCCAAGCCAGAGCCGCAGGCUGCCUGGUGCGCAUCUCGUUAGCUUUCUGGGCCGUGUUUGCAGGAGGCCCGCCUCCCGUCCGAGCCCCCGGACGCCACCCCUCCCCGUCUUUUUCCCAGACCCCAUUGUUGGCACGGCUUGCUGAGCAGAGACACUGGCUGCUUUAUGGGGAGAAACCCAAUCAGGGUGGCCGGGGUGUGCUCCUUGGGGGGGUCCGGCUCCCAGUGGCCCUGAGCCAAGCCCGAGGUGACUUCAGGGUGACACCGUCUGUCUGCCUCACUUGCUCCAGACAUCCGCCCGGCCCUGAAAUGGCCACCUGCCCACUGAGGCCUCCGCACACCUGUCCUGGCUGGCCUGGCCCCUCCCCCGCCUGGGCCUGCCGGGCACCCUGCCCACGGGCAGACACCGUGGGGCCGGGGCAGCGCCCGGGAGGUGGCAGCUGGCAGAUGGCAGAGCGCCUGCCGACUGCUCACUCCCCGUCAGCUCUGCUCAGGGAGCGCCGUUCACGCUGCGUGGUCCGCCCAGCCCUCAUCCAGGCUGGCUGGGAAGGGUCUCUCUGGUCUGUCUUAGGAAGCCUCCUGAGAAAGGGGAGAUUCCUGCUGUCUCCCCAGGCCUGAGCCCCAUGCUCACCCCCAGGGCUGCCGGGCAGGUGGGCCUGGAGAUCACCCCCGCGCACACCCCACAAUGCAUGCAACUGGGGCCUUCUCCCCACCGGCUCAGACAUGGCUCCAUGAGUGGGUCACGACGCGGAAACAUCAGUCUUUCCCCACCCCGUUCUCAAGAAAGUCCUGGUUGUCGACUGGAGUUCUCCUGUGCAAAUCCUUCUGUGGUGGGGGUGGAGCCCAAUAAGGUCACAGCGUCUGUUUCCUGGUCCUGUAGAGCAUGGCAGUGUUGGGUGUGCAGGAAAUGUGUCCAGACACCCUCCUCAGAGUCCCCCAGAGCGGGCACUACCACAUUGAGACUCCCUGACUACCGCAGGCCUGAGUGGUCCAGAUGUGAGUCCUAGAACCUUGGGGGCAGAGCCGGGACUCACCGGGGAACACAGGGCCCUCUGGGGAAAGGAGCGGGAAAAAGGAGGGUGGUGGUGCCUUGCAGAGGGACAGGCCAGGGCAAUGCUGGGAGCAGAGGCCUGCCCGGGGCACUCGCUGCUCUGGAAGGCUGGAGGGGGAGCCAGGGCUGCGGGCACGCUGGGGAGGGGCAGAGACAGUAGAGAGGGUGUCAGCAGUGGUGGAUGGCCUGGCUGGCUGGGAGUGCGGGCAGGGCUGGUGCUCAGGGAGGAGGAGGGAAGGGCACCCCCCAACCGGUGUCCUCACAGGCCCCUCAAUAGCCUGGUGGGUGACUCUCCUGGUCCCCAGCAGGGCUGCCCUUGCUCGAGGUCACACGGUACAGGGCUGUGGGGAACCAGAGUAUGUCUCCUCCCAUCCAGCAUCUUGAGCUCAGCCCUGGGGACCCACAUCCCUUCCUGCCUGGAUGCACCUCUCUGGCCUUUGUACCCCGGGCCUGUCCUGCAAGGGCACUCUGGCCAGAAUGGGCUGGAGUAAAGUGAAGUUUUGAUUCACUGGACAAGCUGUUGCCGAAGCCCUGCAGCCCAGACUGGAUCCUGUGGGCCCCUCUGGGGGGUUUCCGCUCGUGGGAGGACGCCAAGCCUUCCUUGGCCUGGGUCCCAGGGGAAGCCACAGCCCCUGUGGACCCUCAGCAUCCUCCUCGGUGCAGUGGGGGUUUAAUCCCUCCCUACAGGGUCCAGCCACCUGCUGACAGGCCAGGCGCCUGGGAAAGUGGCACCAGGCUGUCCCCCUGUGCAUCCUCCGGCCCUCCUCUGGGUCAUAGACAUCCAGGCACCAGCCUGGCAAGGCACAGGCUUCCCAGCAGGGGAAUGUGACCACUGACCACUCAAGGACAGGCCUGGGUAUUGGUCACCUCUGAUCUGGCAUUGUCCAACACAGGGCUGGCCACGGAGGCCAUUCCAUUCAGGCCCUUGCAGGGGUGGGUGAGCCACUAGCUAGAGACAGGCCAGGCUGGAGUGUCGGUUCUGGUGCAGGAUGUCUGGGCAAGGCCCAAUGUCACAAAGGGGUUCAGGGCUGGGCGAGGCCACAUCUCUUCUAGAGCUGACACUUGUCACUUUUGUUUUUAAAACCAAACAGGUCAAGAAGGGGCGCUGAGCUGGAGCUCUUGCCUGUGGCUAGCUGUCCUCGCAGUGAGCUGGGCCUCCUGCCAUCCUGGCUCUGGAGGUAGGAGGAGCCAUGGGAGGUCUGAUAGGGAGGGAGGGCCAUCGUCUGAACCAGGCCACUCCUGGUCCUCUCCAGGCCCCACACUCAGGCGCAGAGGUCCUUAGAUGGGGACCUGAUGGUCUCAUGGCCAAACCUUUGCCCAGGCUGUGGCCUCCCCCAAAGUCUUGUCUCUUCUUGUCUUCCCACCACCCUUCCAGCAAGCUCCCCCGGUUGGCCCACCUCAUCCACCCCCUGUGCACUUGGGGCAUGGUGACCUUUGACUCUGGUGGUGCACCCCUCAGGCUGGACAGGGCCUGAAGGAGCUGUGGUUCGUUGCAGGGUGUCUGAGUGGAAGAGGCGCCCUCAGCCUCACUUCCACACCCUGAAGACUCUCUGGCCCUGGGCUCUGUUACGUGCACUGCCUGUCUGCAGGGCCCAGCCUGCCUCAAGUGCUCCCUGGGGACAGAAGCCCUUGCGGUAGCCCCUCCUGUCACCUAGCCACCAGUCAUCCUGGAAUGCAGCCCUAAUGCCCUGAGGCUACCUGCCGUCACCCAGGAUGACUCAAGAUGCCACCUGGGAGGUGCCUCUGGAAGCCAUGGAGUCCCAUCGGCACCAAGACCGACUGCCCUUUGGGGUGAGGUAGUAGGUUGUAUAGUUUGGGGCUCUGCCCUGCUAUGGGAUAACUAUACAAUCUACUGUCUUUCCUGAAGUGGCUGUAAUAUCUGCGGUGGACAGAGCAUCUGGAUCCCUGGCUGGGAGGGGCGGGGGCAGGUUUGGGGGCAGGCUUGGCAGCCAGCGGGGGCAAGGGCUCCCUACACUAACAAGUUUGACAGGCCUAGGUUCCUCUUGCCUUGUGACCUUGGACAGGCCCCUGAUCUCUCUGGGCCGGUUUCCUCCUCUGUAAAAUGGAGGCAAAUGAGGAUGGAAGGAGAGCAUCCAGGGCAGAGGAGAGCUGAGCCAACCCCACCCUCUGCCCCAGCCACACUGAGAGUGGCGACGCAUGCGGCUGUUUGUCCGACCUCUGUCUCCCAACACCAGCCCCAUCAGACACAGGCUCAUGGGUGACCCUGAGCAGGAGACUGGGCCAUACCCGCCGCUGAGCACCAGAAGGCACCACAGGGCCAGGGCUGGCUGAGACAUGCGGAGGUCACAGGGCCGUGAGUGUCGGCCUUGCCCACCACCCCAGGUGCCCAGCAUGUGCCCAGCCUGGCCAGCUCAGUGGCAGGGCCUCUGCCUGUGGAGGAAGGGAGGCCGAGGCACCUUUCCCGAGCAGGAAGUGAGAGGAACAGCUCUGCACACCCUGGGCCCCACAUGGGCACAACUUGAAGGCAGAUGGUGGCUCCUCUGUACCUGGGGAAACUGAGGCCCAGAGAGCUGGGCCUUCCUGAGACCAGCCAGUAGCAGCUGCCCCUUCCUGGGGUGCCAUCUCCCCAUCCCUCCUGCCCUGCGCCUGCCCAGCCCUCCUGCUCCAGUGACUGAGGACCGCUGGGCAGGGGCUGGUGUUGGGCGGGGGCGGCGGGCCCUCCCGCAGUGCAAGGCCGGGCCUGGCGGGGUGAGGUAGUAGGUUGUGUGGUUUCAGGGCAGUGAUGUUGCCCCUCAGAAGAUAACUAUACAACCUACUGCCUUCCCUGAGGAGCCCAGUGACACGACCCCACGGGAGGGCUGCCCCCGACGUCGGUGACCUACAGGGGGUCUGAGCCGAAGAUGGGCGGGCAUCUGGGGCCUAGAGUCAAUAAAGCUGUUCUGACCAUGAA